AUUUGUUAUUUAAUAUUCUUUUCCAGCUUGAGUUUGAGAGGAAAAGGCUGCAAGCUCGUGGUACCAGUCAGUGAUGACCUGACCUUCACAUUGCUGCCUCUGGCACUUUUACUCUUGGUACGAUGGAGGAAAGGGUAGGAAAGGGUUGGAGCUGGUUGUUGAGUUAAUUUACAAAAUAGUCAGUUAUCAGCUGCUCGUGUCAGGUGCAAUUACUGAUUUGCAAAACAAACCUUUACCUCUUGGAUAAUAUGUAAUGUCACAUCUGUAUGCACCAUAAUCUAUCUGGUAUCUUAUGCAGCUUGCCCUGCUACUUACUGUUAAGCAAUUUUGGUUUUGGGAAUCUGUUGCAGAUAUUACAAUUACUUCUUUAUUGAAGAAUUAUAUGAAAGUAGAGUUUCUUGUGGAAACUCAAUGUAUAUAUUAAUGCAUCAAGAGGGAUCAUAGGGGAAAAACAACAGAGAGACUGCUAGUAUUGGAAUGCCAUAGGUGAAUCUCUUUUAUGUCUUCCUUUUCAACUUAAAAAUGUUGAGUCAUUAGAAUUUCUACCUUAUGUGCUACGCUCCUCCAUUUUAGGAGUGAUUAGGAGACAGAGCACUGGUUAAGAGUGUGAAAGGGGGGAACUUGUUGAUCAAAAAAAGGGCUUUGAAAUUUGCAAAAGGGGAGAUUACCCCAUUUUUGAGUUUUAAUUAACGACCCAACUGGGUAAGAGUGUGAAAGGUCAGAGGAGGGAACUUGUUGAUUUGGGUUUGCAUUAUUCAUCCUGAUUUCAUCUAAAUUAACCUUUCUUUUUUGGCUUCUUUUACUUUACUUAAACAAAUUUAGUGUAUGGCAGGAUGAGCAGAAAUGGCAUUGAUAAAGGCUUCAGAGUAGACUAUUCUGUAAAAAAUAGCAUUAGAAAAUCAAAAGAAAUCAUUAGAAGAGAGAUUCCUUUUAGUAACUGAGAGAGGAAUUCUGGUUUCCAUCUUCCUCUUUUUGCCUUUUUUCCUCUUCACGCCCUUCACAUUAUCUCCCUUGCUUAUGUAUUUCUGGCUCUCCAAGUGGGGGGUUUUUUGGGUUUAAGGAUAAUACCACAUUUUCUGCUCCCUUUUCAAAUUUAUUUGCUUUUCUUUUGUUGCUUCAGUGGUGUAAUGAUGCUUUGGUGAGACAAGAGUGGAGAGUUCUUUCACAGAAAUGCUCAUCUUCUUUUUAACUUCUCUGCGGUGUUUUCCAUUGUCAUUUUAGUUCUUUUGAAGUUUGAUUACUUUGGUUUCUAUCAUCCCCAAAAACCUUUUUGGUUUCGGUUUAGCUUAACUAGUCCUGGAAGUUGUUGUUGAGAAUAUUUGGACAUCUGCGUUUUGAGAAAUUGGAAAACUUGGGAUUCCUUUUGAGAUUUGGGGGUGUUUCCCGUGUGAAGAUUAACUACGAAGUUUAAAGGAGGUUCCUUAGAGGUUUGAGCAGAAGAUGGCUGGUGGAGGACACGCACCACCCCCAAAGCAAGAGGAGCUGCAGCCUCAUCCAGUAAAGGAGCAACUGCCCAACAUUUCUUUUUGCAUAACCAGCCCUCCUUCUUGGCCUGAGGCUAUAUUACUGGGUUUCCAACAUUACUUGGUGAUGCUUGGCACAACUGUUCUCAUACCCAGCUCGCUAGUUCCCCAGAUGGGAGGAGGAAAUCAAGAGAAAGCAGAGAUGAUUCAAACAAUACUUUUCGUGGCUGGAUUAAACACUUUCUUUCAAACAAUGUUUGGCACCCGUCUGCCUGCGGUAAUUGGAGGUUCAUAUACCUAUGUGCCAACAACCAUUUCAAUCAUCAUGGCAGCUCGAUACAGUGAUAUUGCUGAUCCUCGGGAGAGAUUUGAGAAAAUAAUUCGAGGGACCCAGGGUCCACUGAUUGUUGCCUCAACACUUCAAAUUGUCCUUGGCUUUAGUGGCCUUUGGCGUAAUGUUGCAAGGUUCUUAAGUCCACUGUCUGCUGUUCCGUUGGUUGCUCUAUCUGGCUUUGGGCUCUAUGAACUUGGUUUUCCUGUGCUUGCAAAAUGCAUAGAGAUUGGGCUGCCACAAAUCAUCCUUUUGCUCAUUUUUUCACAGUAUAUACCUACUCUUAUAAAUUGGGAGAGGCAUGUAUUUGAUCGUUUUGCUGUUAUAUUCUCGGUGGUGAUUGUGUGGAUUUAUGCUCACCUGCUUACUGUCAGUGGAGCAUAUAAGAACACAGGACCUAAAACUCAGAUAAGCUGUAGAACUGAUCGUGCUGGUAUCAUAAGUGCUGCUCCCUGGAUAAGAGUUCCAUAUCCUUUUCAAUGGGGAGCACCAACAUUUGAUGCUGGAGAGUGUUUUGCAAUGAUGGCUGCCUCUUUUGUUGCUCUCGUUGAGUCCACAGGUGCCUUCAUUGCUGUGUCAAGGUAUGCAAGUGCAACACCCCUUCCGCCUUCUAUUCUCAGCCGUGGUGUUGGUUGGCAGGGAGUUGGCAUUCUCUUAUCAGGAAUAUUUGGGACUGGCAUUGGAUCAUCGGUCUCUGUGGAGAAUGCUGGGCUGUUAGCAUUGACACGCGUUGGCAGUCGAAGGGUUGUCCAGAUAUCUGCUGGGUUCAUGAUCUUCUUCUCCAUUCUUGGGAAAUUUGGAGCUGUUUUUGCUUCAAUUCCAGCUCCAAUUGUUGCAGCUCUGUACUGUCUUUUCUUUGCUUAUGUGGGUUCAGCAGGGCUGAGUUUGCUUCAGUUCUGCAAUUUAAACAGCUUCCGAACAAAGUUCAUAAUGGGUUUCUCUAUUUUCAUGGGCUUAUCUAUACCACAAUACUUCAAUGAGUACACAGCUGUCAAGGGCUAUGGUCCAGUCCAUACCGGUGCAAGAUGGUUCAAUGAUAUGAUCAAUGUUCCUUUCUCCUCCGAAGCAUUUGUUGCUGGCGUGUUGGCAUUUUUUCUCGAUGUCAGUCUGCGUCAGAAGAACAAUGCCGCAAGGAAGGAUCGUGGCAUGCACUGGUGGGACAGGUUCCGGUCAUUCAAAACCGACACAAGAAGUGAGGAAUUCUACUCCCUGCCCUUCAACCUCAACAAGUUCUUUCCAUCAGUGUGAUCCUCAGAUGCAGUUUUGAAGCUCAAGUCAUGAAGUCAUGCCGCCCCAAUACCUCAUUGCGGGGACUAAUAUAGUAGAAAAGAAGGAUCUUGCUCUUUUUUAUCAUCACAAAUAUCAACUCAACUCCAUAUAUGUAUUUAAUGGUGAUACAUAAUGACAGUAUUUCUUCUGGCUGUGAUAUGAAUCUGAAAAUGUUGUCCGAAAUGGUAUCGAAGUUUUG
Molecule: messenger RNA, 3262 nt
Organism: Rubroshorea leprosula
Lineage: Eukaryota; Viridiplantae; Streptophyta; Magnoliopsida; Malvales; Dipterocarpaceae
Source: the annotation of a GenBank genome assembly